Molecule: messenger RNA, 1693 nt
Organism: Amphibalanus amphitrite
Lineage: Eukaryota; Metazoa; Arthropoda; Thecostraca; Balanomorpha; Balanidae
Exons: 2
Coding region: 31-1623 (530 amino acids)
Source: RefSeq, a predicted model, not a curated record
AACGGGACAAUCUCCGGAGGUCUGCAAGGCAUGCUUCUCUCCCACAUACAGAACCACCUGGGCUUCUCCAUGUCCUUCACCCCAGUACCAGGCGUCAACGGCUCCUCGCACUGGGGCCGCACCUUCUCCGUCAUCCGCGACGGCAUGUUCGACAUCUCGCCAUCAUCCUGGACCGUGAGUCACGCUCGACACGCGCUGGUUGACUUCACGUUCCCAACGGUAACCGUGACAGUGGGAUUCGGCAUCAGAACACCCGACGCCGAGACGGACACCACGGCUUUCCUGCGGCCGUUUGACGAGUCUGCGUACGCCGGAGUGGUGCUGCUGCUUGUGCUGCUGGCCACAGCCGCGUGGCUGCUGGAUAACCGCAGUCGGCUCCUGGGUGAGGAAAGCAGGAGUGUGCCAGAGCAGUCAGCGUUUCUGGGCGAAAGCGAACAGGUGGAAAAGAACGGAUCUAGGAGGCUGGUGGCUAAAAAGAUUUGGCUAUCUAAUAAGCUACGACGGGUCUUUCUAAGAGGAGAUCUAAGAUCUAGGAGACGUAUAAAUAAGACAAAGCAGCAAUUGCUACAAACAUCUUCCAGGGUAAGAAUUCACCCAGGCAUCAACUCAGUUGAAAGUAAGUCUAAAACUCGACAGGGAACGACUUCAGCGAAAUCCAACUCGACAAUCCUCAAAAGACGACGGGACUCCACACGUCUAAAUGCCUGGAUUUCUGACACUGACACCCGUCAACAGAUUCAGAAAGAGGUCAUCCCUCGAAAGAACAUUCGAAACAGUUCAGCUGCUCUUUCUCAGAAACAGCACAACUGUCACGAGGAGGACAACUCCGAGAAAAUCCCGAUGUUCGUUUGGCUUCUGACCCUCUUCGGGACCUUCUCAUUGCAGGGAAGCGCGCUUACCCUGCAACGUCCCGUCUCUAGAGCCAUCCUGCUCACCGGCUUCGCUACCGGCAUCCUCGUCUGUAACUUCUACAACAGCGGCUUGUAUUCGCAUCUCACUGCCACCCGUGCCGCAAUGCCCUUCUCCUCCGUGACCGAACUCUUUCGUGACAGUUCGUUUACCAUCGGAGCUCAAGUGAGCUUCUACUUCUCCACUGCACUUUCACGACUCACUGGAUUUUCCGUCACUGAAGUUGAUCGCCGACUAGAGAACCAUCUCGGCAUACACGAUCGCGAAAUCGAGCGCCUGAUCGCUAAGCCUAAAUUCGCGUUCUUGAUGACCUCCACGGCUUUCAAACUUGCUGUCCGCGUACCUCCGUGGCAGGCGGAUCGUUGUCCCUCGUGCUUCGUGCCACUGAAAGGAGUGCCGCCGGAGGAACGUGCCAUCAUCUUCAGGAAGGGACUGGACGCAGAGCACGGCAUCAUGAACCGACAGCUGCUGAGGCUGUGGGAAGGAGGAGUGCUGGCCAGGGAGAGGGCCUACUGGCUACCGGAGACACUCAGCGAGAGCUACAGGUGCCACCCAGGAGCAAGAAGCUGGGAUGCCAUCGCUGUGAGCCAGGUUUACCCACUGUUUGUGCUACUGCUAACCAGCGCGGCGGCGUCGCUGCUAAUUCUGGCGGCGGAAAUCAUCCACUUCCGGUGGUCAAGAAAUGGCCGGAAGCGCGCCACUUCAAGGAGCUAACAUGCCACCGGAAAUGGUUUUCUGAUGGCUGAGAUGGUGUUAUAAAGGCGAGAAAUACAGCCAUAGAUCU